GUCGACACGGACGCCUAACGGCCGGCUGGUAGAUUUUUGGAAACAUCCAGAAGCUGGUGUCAUCGAUUUUUCAUCUAAAUAGGAACUUUUCUUCUGGAACUACUCUUACCAGUGAGUAGAAUACUUGCCCCUUGGGUGACUGUGCAGUAAACCUUCCAGCAAGUCUAACAGUAAUAGGCUAAACUCAGUGGAGUUUCUCCUAUAGCACAACAAUGAUGGCUGCCCCCAGUGAAGUGAAUGAGAACACACCUCAACCACCUGAAAUUUAUGAAAUUCAAGAAAUUGAAGGACCAGAAGCAAUUACAACUAUCCUGAACUAUUGUCAGCUUAUAUUUAAAACUGUACAAAGACUGGAAAAAAAGCUUGAUGACAUGGAUGAAAAAGUAACAAAAAUUUAUCGUACUCGUUCCAGAUCCUUCUGGAAUUAUCCUGUUUUAAGAUCUGUGGCCAGAAAGUACAAUUACCUGACGUCUAAAAGAGUUAAAGAGCAGAAAGUGAACCAAGUAGAUCAUGAUAAUUCCUUCACCUAUCCUCAAAGUUACAGUCCAACUUCACCAGUCCGCAGGAGGGAAGCAUAUAACCAGGAUAUGGAAAACAUUGAAUCCAUGGAUUACAGCCUGCCUCUCCAGUACACCAAUCCUAUUGACAAUAGCCAGACUUUCCAGUAUACUGAUACUGUCAACAACAACCAGACUAUCCAGUACACUGAUACUGUUGACCUCAGCCAAACUAUCCAGUACACCGAUACAGUCGACCUCAGCCAGACUAUCCAGUAUACCGAUACUGUUGACCUCAGCCAGACUAUCCAGUACACCGAUACAGUCGAUAAUGUCCAGCCUUUCCACUACACCAGUACUGUCACCAACAUGGAGGUUAUCCGGAACACUGAGAACAAUGCUGUUUUUCAUUCAGAGAAUUCCCAGGAAGUAGAAUUUGCCAGAUCUUCACCAGAGAGGGACUAUCAAGAAACUCCACCAAGUCCUGUAUAUACUACCCAAACCUAUGAACAGUAUUACAGACUUAAAGAUAUACCUGGCUCUUCUACAAUGCCCUACUACAGUAACUUGGAAAUUCCCAAUAUGGAUACCAUCACUUCUGCCACUUCAACAGCAAAGGAAGCAAGUUCACUCCCUCCAGGGGAGCUCAUCCCCAUACAGAAUCCUGAAAUGAGGCAAAUGGCCUUACUGGAGGCUCAGCUUACACCUGUGAUUGAUCCUAACACUUUUGGUUCAUCACCUGAGUGUAACAGUGUUGUUGUGAGACACCUUGGUGACCCUAUAAACUGGUCUGUGAAUGAUGUCAUAACGUUUCUGAACCGUUUAGAUCCUCCAUUGGCUGACAAGCUCUACCUUACCAUCAGAAACCAUGAUAUUGAUGGGAAAGCCAUGCUGCUGAUCAAUAAUGAAACAAUGAUAAAAUAUAUGGGAGUGAAGGUGGGAGUAGCCAUGAAGUUUGCAGACUACAUUGAAAAGCUUAAACAAGGAGUAAACUGUGGCCAGUAAAAAAUGUUUGUAUAAGUUU
Arvicanthis niloticus (Nile rat) is the source of this 1521-nucleotide messenger RNA. It is a transcript of the gene Scml1, whose product is annotated as Scm polycomb group protein like 1. Gene Ontology annotation, biological process: negative regulation of DNA-templated transcription. The record is from RefSeq and is a predicted model, not a curated record. Gene Ontology annotation, cellular component: nucleus. NCBI's taxonomy places the organism in Eukaryota, Metazoa, Chordata, Mammalia, Rodentia, Muridae. Gene Ontology annotation, molecular function: histone binding; chromatin binding.